Messenger RNA from Andrographis paniculata, 3006 nucleotides. Its product is annotated as COP1-interacting protein 7. Bases 185 to 2839 code for a protein of 884 amino acids. The transcript has 9 exons. The record is from RefSeq and is a predicted model, not a curated record. Lineage: Eukaryota; Viridiplantae; Streptophyta; Magnoliopsida; Lamiales; Acanthaceae.
AUCAAUUCUCGCUGGAUAUUUCUAAUGUCCAGUUAAGACCUGAAAAAAAAGGGGUUUCAAAAUGUCUUAUUCAGGGACAUGAACUUGCACUUUCUCUCACAAAGGAGUGCUGCAAUCUUAGAAGAACUCCUUCGUUCUCUUUCUCUCUCUUACUGAGCAGAAAGAGCGAGAGAGAAAGAGCAGUAUGGAUCCCAAAUCCCUUCUUGAUUACGCUGUUUUCCAACUCACCCCAACAAGAACCAGGUGCGAUCUUGUGGUGAUUUCUGGGAAGAAGAGUGAGAAACUAGCAUCUGGGCUGGUGGAACCCUUUCUCUCUCACUUGAAAUACGCAAAGGAUCAGAUUCCUAAAGGUGGGUAUUCCAUAGCCCUUCGUCCACCCCCCACCGCCGACGAUGCUUCCUGGUUCACUAAGGCCACAUUUCAGAGAUUUGUGAGAUUUGUGAGCACUCCUGAAAUUCUUGAGAGGAUCAUACGAAUCGAAGAAGAGCUUUUGCAGAUUGAGAAUUCGAUUCAGUGUAGUGAAAUUUCGAAUGUCGAAGAUUCAGGGGAAGGUAAUCUUUCUAUUGGCGACGGGACAGCGAAGAAGUCGAAGACUCCCUCCGAGGAAGACGAUCAUGGCGCCGAGCCGAGAGAAAAUUCCAGAGUUCGUCUUCAACGAGUUAUGGACACCCGGAGAGCGUUGCUGCAGAAAGAACAAGCCAUGGCUUACGCUCGAGCCGUCGUUGCGGGAUAUGAGAUGGACACCAUCAACGAUCUAAUCUGCUUCGCCGAUGCAUUCGGAGCCUCUCGUCUCAGAGCGGCCUGCGCCGAUUUCAAGGAGCUUUACGACAAAAAGCAUUCGGACAACCAAUGGAUGAACGAAUUGGCAGCCGUGCAAGCCUGCCCUGUUCCUGACCUCUCAUUCAUGGGAGCAUCCGGAAUCAUGGUAGCCGGUGAGAAUAUCGCUCCGCUUGUCCGAACCAACUCCGAAUCGCCAUCGGAGUUGACUCCUACGAAUUCGGACGGGAGCAAAGAGAAUAAUCCGAAUGCUCAGCAACAGCUUCCGUGGAUGAAUCAGAUCCCGCCGUAUAUGUACAACUUUCAAGGCCCCGUUCCGUAUCAGGGAUAUCCUUUCCCCGGUAUGCAUCCCGUCCCGCCGUAUUAUCAGGCCCCCGUCGGAUGGACACCUCCCGGAGAGGCGAUCCAAUCGAAAAGUCAUCGUCCGUCGAGGAGGAAAGAGAGAUCUCCGAAUAAUGUCUCGGAAGAAGACGAAGAAACUGCGUCUGAGGAGUCGGAUGCUGCGACGGAUUCGGAUGGGGAACAAGAGCACGAUAAGAAGUCGUCUUCGAAGGGCCAUAAAGUUAAGAAGAACAAGAAGAAGAGUUCGAAAACUGUGGUUAUCCGAAACAUAAACUACAUUACCUCCCAAAGGCGAAACGGGGAAGACGAUGAGUCAAAUGAAGAUUCCUCGGGAGAAGAUUCGUUAGUCAACGAAGCUUCGAUUAGAGAGGGGAUCAACAAUGCGAUCGCAUCGUUGGAGAAGCAUUCCAACUCAAAAGGACGUAAGAAUCGAGGGAAAUACGGCGCCCAUGCUCGGAACGCGUCGAACGGCAACGGCGAGCAGGAAAUCAGCGACGAAGUCGAAGCGAAUAGUGUUUCCGAGGGAGGGAAAGGAGGCAAUGCUUGGGAUGCUUUUCAGAAUCUUCUCAUGAGUCAAGAAGAUUCGAAUUCUAGCGAAUUACAGAAGCGUCCCGGAGAGUCAAUGGACGGACAUUUUGCGAUGGAAAAUUCGAACGGCAAUGUUUCGCACAAAACUGGUGAUGUGUUGGAUUUCGAAGCUGAGAAGGUCAGGAUAAAAUCUUUGACGAUCGAUGAUUCGGUUCUUGCGUUUCAGGCUGGUCCGGGACACGGCGGUAAUGAUCCGACGGUGUAUUUCGGCGACGGAGAAAGGAAUCCGAACAUGAAGAAAAUUGUUUCCGAAGGCGAGAAUGCAUUACUUUCGUUCAACGGAUCAUCGAGGACUGCUGCGUCGGGAACUCUUCCCGAUUUCUCCUCGGAGAUGUCGACAGUUAAAAACCCGAGAGGUGAAGAUUGGUUCGUCGCGAAUACAUCCGGAGGUUUGGACAUGGCGGAGGCGAAGCAUUUGGAGUUCUCGAAUCGCAGCUACCUUCCGAAAGAAGCGCCUGUGGUUGACGAUUCGUUCAUGGUGGAGUCGAGAUCGAUGGGUCCGGAGACGGACGUAUCUCCGUGGAAAGCCGAUAUCAUCGGCGCCGAUGUCGAUAUACCGUCGCACCAAGAAAACGGUGCGGCGCCUAUUGCCAAGUCGAGCUCUCUCGAGCCCGACGACCUAUGUAUGAUGCUUGUUCGGGAGUCGCAAGAAUUGGGUGCGUCUCGGUUGCCCGAUAUGGACUAUGAAGUCGAGAUCUCCUUCAACGAAACCGAUAAAAACUCCGCCACUAAAUCGAACGGCCGCGAUUCUGAAGAUAAUUUAGCGAAGGACAAAAGUCCGGGCAGCAAGAAAACUCCCGGCUCGACGAUCAAAACUCCGGGCAGGGACCCGAGGUCGAGAUCCUUGACCGGAUUGCUUGCCCGGAGCAAGACAGAUAUGCUGUCGAAGAGCAAAAAGAUGUCGCCGGGCAGCAGAUCGAUGGGGCAGAAGAGCAAGUUAGAGAGGGAGGAAGAGGAGCGGAAGCGAUUGGAGGAGCUCGCGAUUCAACGGCAGAAGAGAAUUGCGGAGAGGACGGCGGCAAGUGGAACGGCGACUUCUCCGGCAGCGUUGAAGAAGCUUCCUUUAGGAAGUAAAUCGGCGCCUUCGAAGCUCGAGAAAAGCAAAUCUUCGUCGGUUGCGCGGAGAAUUUAAAUGGCGAAACUCCGGUCGGUGUUUCCGGUCGCCGGAGUUGGUUGUAAAGACGUUAUUUGUCGUUGGUUUGAUGUUUUUUUUUUUUUUUUUUUUUUGGCUUUUGAGGAUGGUAUAUAUUCAUUGAUUUGUUUGUUGUCCCUACAAUAAAAUGUGGAUGAUUCGAUUUA